Messenger RNA from Fusarium redolens, 1557 nucleotides. RefSeq lists its product as uncharacterized. Lineage: Eukaryota; Fungi; Ascomycota; Sordariomycetes; Hypocreales; Nectriaceae. The record is from RefSeq and is a predicted model, not a curated record. The transcript has 2 exons. Bases 1 to 1353 code for a protein of 450 amino acids.
AUGCCCUCAAUCACCGCCAUAACAAUCUUCAUCUUCGGCCUCAGCGCAUUCAACCACGGCGUCAGCAAUCUCAUCUCCCCUCGCAAGGCUCUCGCCGCAAAACAACUCCAAGACUCAGCCCUCCCCGCCCUCAACGGCUUUUCAGUCGCCAUCAUCGGCAUCGGCAUCUACUACAUGCUGGCUGCCUAUCAAGAGAACCGUGGUUUCUUUACCCUCACCCUAGCACGAUUCAUUUCAGCAAGAAUCUUUUGGGUGCAAGGACCUGCUUGGAGAACAAUUGCGACGUGGGAGGCAUUCUCAGCUGGUCUCACAGCUGUCGCUCUGGCUUAUGAGGGCUAUUAUGGAAGAUACGCAGGAUGGCCGAAUGAACCUCUCUUUUUGACCAUGGGACUACAAAUUAUUCCUGUCGAGAUUCGACAAACCAUCUUCGCGCACGUCAUCACAGCGCCAGUCGUGCCAAUCAAUCCCUCAGAGAGCCAAGACGGCCGAACAGAAUCCCGCCGAGGAGUCUGGAAACUGCCGCCCAAGAAUAAGGCCCUGGGCUUGUUACUCGUCUGCAAGCAAUUCCACGCUGAAGUACAAGAUGUUCUCAGUCGCUUGCCCAACAGCUAUCACGUCGACAUCAUGUUUGUCAAGAACUAUGGCCUCUGGACGACAUGGGAUAUUCCGAAGCUCCCAGCCUCAAGAUACAUCGACAAAGUCACAGCGACAAUGCGCAUUUUUGAACCUACCGACCACCUCGAUGAUCGUUUCAAAAGAAGUCUGAGUUUUCGACGUGGCGAUGGAGGACCCGAGGGCGCCGUUUGGGGGUUUUACCAGCUCCUCACAGAUCUAAUCAGCGAAGGCCCCGGUUGUAUCGGCUCUCAACAUAUUGGUAAUCGCUGCUACAUCAUAAACAAAAUCGACGUCAACGUUGUAGCUCCAACGGACGGGGCCGAUCAUACAAGGCUCGAUGGAUUGGACAGGGACAGACGAGGUCGACUGCGCCUCAGCGCCUUCUCUUCUGGCGUAGAUGACGAUGAGCCGCCAGAAGGGAAGCUUGCUCACUACAUGACCAGAAAUCUUAGGUGGGUAUUGGGGGCAAGCCGUUAUACCAUUGAACAUUGUUUGGUCCUCCACGAACAUAUUACUGAAAGCAUUAAUUUUCGGGUCAACGGUGAAGAGUUGGAAACAUUUGUCAUGGAUGAGAGAUUGAAAGCGUGUGAUGUUGCGAAGUGGACAUACGAUGACAGUUUCCGAGACCGCAAUGCGACCAAGGCAACGAGGUGGAUAGAAUGGGUUGUUCAGAGGCGAGAGAGGAUGAAGAAGGGUCUUGAGCUGAAUGACAACGGGCCUAAAACUCUUCUGUUCUAGGGGAGUGAUCGGGAAGCUAUUACGGAAAGGGAGUUUAAUCGAAACUUACGACAGUCGUCAUUGCUGAAUUAUGUGUGCCAUCUUACAAUACAUGACCAUUCUCAACACAGGAAAUAUUCUGUCUCACAGCUGAAGUGUUUCAAGGAUAGGCCGUGUCGAAAUUUGUCAAAAUUCCAAUUAUAUCCAAGAAUAUAUCUAGUUGAC